Molecule: messenger RNA, 2408 nt
Organism: Haliotis rufescens (red abalone)
Lineage: Eukaryota; Metazoa; Mollusca; Gastropoda; Lepetellida; Haliotidae
Product: T-cell-specific guanine nucleotide triphosphate-binding protein 2-like
Exons: 3
Coding region: 312-1562 (416 amino acids)
Cellular component (GO): membrane
Molecular function (GO): GTP binding
Source: RefSeq, a predicted model, not a curated record
GUAAGCCUAUUCCCCGAAAACGAAACAUACUUAGAACAGGAAUUGAUUGAAUUCUCGGGAAAUCCAAGGCAUAAGCGUAUAUAUAUAGCACGCACGGUUUAGGCGACCUACAUAUGCACGCAGCUCGGAGACGAUCGCGACUGACUGUCAAAAGGUAUAUCAACUGUAACUGGAAUCCAACCCUACGAUCUUUCCUCACAGCGCAGACGGUUACUGUUAACUUAUCAGACCGGAACCAGCCCAGUUAGUUGUGAAAGCAGGAAGUUGCAGUGACCUGUUACACGGCUCGGCUGUCAGCUGCACUUGUGAAUAUGGGUGACAAUGCUUACGAAGACAUAACUCAAGCUGAGAUUGACGAAAUCCGCCGCCACGUUGACAAACAUGGGUUGAGCGGCUUACCAGGAAUAGUACAAAAUAAAAUGAGGGACUGGCGAAAUGUCCCAUUAUCAAUAGCUCUUGUAGGCGAGGCGGCCGUGGGGAAGUCAUCCUUCAUCAACAGCAUCCGUGGUCUGACUGCAGAUGAUGAAGGCAGUGCGCCUGUGGGGACAGGAGACGUGACACGGGAACCAACUAAGUACUGCCACCCCUACAAUGAGCAGCUGGUAUUCUGGGACCUACCUGGUGUCGGAACGCCACGCUUCCCCCAGGACAAGUCGUACCUGGGACGGGUUGGAUACUCUAAAUACGACUUCUUCCUCCUGCUGUCAGAUGACAGGUUCACAUCUAAGGACAUCUGGUUAGCGCAGGAAAUAGAGUCUUUGAAUAAAGAAUACUUCUUCAUCAGGACAAAGAUUAAUGAUGCCAUGGACAGUGCAAAGGACAGCGAACGCGACUUUUCAGAAAGUAGGGUUCUCGAGCGAAUCAAGAAGAAUUGCAAUGACAACUUUACAGCAGGACAGCUGAAAAAGAGGCCAGUUUACUGCAUCGACUGCUAUGACAAACAUAAGUGGGACUACUCCAAAUUGAUGGAAGACAUCCUGGUGUCACUGCCUGAAAUAAAGAGGAAUACACUCGUGCUGUCACUGUCUCCUCUCACAAAAGGUGUCAUUAAGUCUAAGACCAUGGUGUUGAAGACACGGGCACCAAAGGUGGCACUGGUAUCCGGAAUCCAAGGAGCAUGUACCUCCCUAAUACCAAUUCCUCUGCUGGGGGGCGCCAUCGGUGUGUCACUAGAUAUUGCUCUUCUGGCGACAGAGGUGACUUUCUACUUGAAGCAGUAUGGACUAGAUGAUGAAUCAUUACAGGAACUCUCUGCCAGGACCAAUAGAAGGCUGGACUAUUACCACGAUGCCCUGAAAGACGGAUCCUCCAUCAUGACUUCCCGUCAGUCUGUCAAAACAUUCUUAAUGAACAUGAUCAAGUCUGAGGCAACAGAGGAGGCAAUCAAGCGCAUCCCCAUAGAAAUGACCCGUUUUAUACCAUUUGUGAAUGCUCUUGUCGGUGGAACCAUCAAUUUUGCCACAGCCCACUAUAUGUUGAAUAACAUGAUCGAUGUCUUGGAGAAAGAUGCUAUGAUAGUCAUCGAUGCUUUAAUACAGGCUACCAGCUCAGAGGUGGACUAGCUGUAGGGACCUUGUGUAGCCACGACCUGCCAUCUCGGGAGUCUUGUGGCAGAUGUAGCCAGUUUCUCACUACUAGUAGUGUCUCACGGAGAUAUCGUCAAACGAAAGCUUCAUGCAUCUGUCCGAAAAACAAGACCUUUUCUGUCCUGUGUUCUGUGUGCUGCAGUAAUUGACGUUGUUUACACUGAUCAUGCUUCCUCCUGGUUGUAUUGUAUAGUUAAACCCAUGUAACUGGAAAUACAGUUGUUUGAUAAAUAGAGAGUAUUAGCCGAAUUGUUUUUCCCUAUCAUAGAUAUCAUAUAUCAGAAAGAUUGUAUAAUGCGAGUAUUUAAACAGAAACACAGAAGGCUAAUAGUCUUUUUGUCAUAUAACGUUAUUCUCAAAAUAAUCGAUUUUGUGAAUUUGCUUAACUCAGUGACCUCAUUUGCAUAUAUAUCAGAUUGGUUUAUCGUAUCCAACACUAUUUAUUAUGUGAUAAAAUAGAAAAAUAGCUUCUUGAUUUUUUUCUUUGUUGAUAACUACAUAAUUAUCAUGUGCCAUUUGUUUGACGAAAACUGCUCUGAUAUUUGAUCAGAUCAUAACUUUGCCGUUUUCAUUACAUAUUGUUGUUCAGGGCAUGGCAGGUCUAGUUGCCACGGUGUUUACAGAGUUGAUGCCCUUACUCGCGCCAGGAUCAGAUGAUCAUUGAUUCAUAUAUUUCUUACCCUGGUACGUAGCAAAUAAAGCCGUUGCCCUUUUUUAAUAUAAAGUUUCAAGCACAAACAGCAUCCUCAAACAUUCCAUUCAAACACUUCAUACACUGCUGUGUUCUAUUAAUGUCUCACGAAAUAAACCACUCCAUCUUAA